AUGUCCCUCGACGGCAGCUUCUCCGCGGCCGCGGCCCUCGCGCGGCUGCUGGUCCGCUACCCCGCGCUCCGCUCCGACCCGCGCCUCGACGCGCUCGCCUCGUCCACCGCCGCCGCGCCCCCCGCCCGCGACGACGUCGCCGCCGCGCUCGCCGAGCCGCUGCUCCACCCGCGCUACACCGUCCCCGUGCUCGGGUGCUUCCUCCCUCUCGCGCCGGCUCUCGUCGACCGCGCCGUCGUGCUGCUCCGCGCCGUGGGACCGCACGCGCUCCGCGCCGAUGACGCCGCCCGCAUGGAGGAGGAGGCCGGGGAGGGGGACGUCCGCGUCGUCGAGUUCUACCUCUCCAGGGGCAGGGGUAUGCGGCUUCACGAGCUCGCUUGCCUCGCGCUAACGCGCGCUCUCGAUAUUGCCCCCUACUUGCUCAGAUCUGUGUUGAGCUAUUUCAAGUUUUCUCCACCACCAUUCCAAAGGCUUCUAUCUGCAAGUUUCCCGUCGCAAAUUUCUUCCAAGGAACUACAUUUAUUUCUUGACGCCACACGAGUAUCAUAUCGGUUUCUACAACUGGAGCCCAGAGUAUUUUGUGAACAAUGGGACUGGUCUUGCUUUUUAGACCUUGUAUAUAGUACUGCUGAUUAUAGUUUAGUUGACAACUCACCCGAUAGUGUUGGAUCGGACUUGAGAUGGUGCACAAUACAAAUUCUUAUGGUAGUUCUGAAAGCAAGUGAUAUGGCCAUUGAAAGUUUUGGUUUGGGAGCUGAUGAAGCAUUUAAAUGUUUCCUGAGAUGGAAAGAGUUCUGCAUUGAUACUUCCUUAGAGAAAGCCUCUUUGUACCUUCAAAAUGGAGAUGGGAAUUCAAAAAGUACUGUGGAUGGGCUUACUACUUUGGCUGAUUGUUUGUCAGAUUGGCCAGAGAUUGCAACAGGCAGUGAUCGUAGCAUUGGGAUUUAUGAAUGCCCAUUUGUGCUUACUGCCACUUUAAGAAAGAGUUAUGAGGUAGCUUUGAUGGCAGUUAGCCAGAAGUGGCCUGUACUUCUCUAUGGUCCUGUUGGUGCUGGGAAAACUGCACUCAUUAAUAAGCUGGCCCGGAUAGGUGGAAAUCGAGUACUUUUUAUCCACAUGGAUGAGCAAAUGGAUGGUAGGACCUUAAUAGGAAGUUAUGUUUGCACAGAGAAACCUGGUGAAUUCAAAUGGUCUCCUGGUUCGUUUACACAGGCCAUUGCCAAAGGGUUUUGGAUUGUGUUUGAAGACAUAGACAAGGCACCCAGUGAUGUGCAAUCAAUCUUACUACCUUUGCUGGAAGGUUCGAGUGCCUUUUCAGUUGGUCAUGCAGAGGCUGUGGAAGUUGCUGAGAGCUUCCGUUUAUUUGCUACAAUCACGACUUCAAAUAGUGAUGUUUCUCAUGCCCUGGAAGGGAGACUCGCGUUUAGUGCGUUGUGGAGAAAAGUGAUGGUGGGAGAACCUAAUCGGAGUGACAUGGUUAAUAUAAUUAAAGGGUGCUACCCAAGCUUGGAGCCCAUUUCCUCCAAGCUCAUUGAUACCUUUGAAAAGGUUAACUCUCUGGGAUCUCAUCAGUUUGGUGGACCCAACAUAGCUGGAGGUUUAUCUGAUGGUGUUCUGCACAGAUUUUCUUUAAGGGAUAUGCUCAAAUGGUGCAAGAGAAUAUUAGGGGUAGAUCUCAAUUUUGAGGGACUGGGAUUUGCAUCCAGUUGUUUCAAAUUAAUUUAUCAUGAGGCUGUUGAUAUUUUUGCUGGCUUCUUAUCGUCUCCGGAGAAAAGGUUCCAUGUAGCAGGAGAAAUUGCUAGAAUAUUAGGUGUUCCUUACCAAGGAGAAACUCUACAACGCACUGACAAGCCUAUUAUCCAGGCUCGACGUACUGAACUGCAAGUUGGUAGAGUUAUAUUGCAGUGCAGCGACAAACCAGCAUUGAUCCAGAAGGGGCCUUUCGCUGAUAUUCGGCGUGCAUUAGAAGUUCUUGAGAGGGUUGCAUGUUCAAUAAAGUUCAAUGAGCCUGUCCUUCUUGUUGGUGAAACUGGUACCGGGAAGACUACUAUUGUUCAGAAUCUUGCUGCCUGGCUUAAACGACCCCUGACUGUGGUGAACUUAAGCCAGCAAAGUGAUAUUUCUGAUCUCCUUGGGGGAUUCAAGCCGACAGAUGCUCGGUCAAUAUGCUUUCCUCUUUACAUAGAGUUCAAGGAUCUAUUUUGUCGAAGUUUUCCUGCAAAGGAUAAUGAAGCUAUUCUACGCCAUUGUGAUGUGUGUGUAAUGGAAAAGAAUUGGAAAAAACUAUUGCACACUUUGGCAAAAUGUGUUGAGAAGGCCCAGAAGCUAAUUGAAGGGAUUUCUAAACCUUCAAGUGGUUCAAAGAGAAAAAGGGCUUUGCCAGCUCAGGUCGUUUCUGAUUGGGACACCUUUUCUUCCAGGUUGAAUGUGGCUUGCCGACAAAUCGGAUCUUCAACUGGCAUGUCAUUUCAGUUUGUGGAGGGUGCUUUUGUUUCAGCUUUAAGGAAUGGCAAUUGGAUUUUGCUCGAUGAGGUCAACCUUGCACCUCCAGAGACACUUCAAAGAAUUGGUGCUGUGCUGGAUGGAGAGAAGGGGACACUUUGCCUGGCUGAAAGGGGUGAUAUUGAUUAUGUUGAACGUCAUCCUUGCUUCCGGAUGUUUGCCUGCAUGAAUCCAGCAACUGACGCUGGAAAAAGAGACCUACCAUACACUUUUAGGAGCCGCUUUACAGAGUACUUUGUUGAUGAUCUUAUGGAUGAUGAUGAUCUACGUCUUUUUAUCAAUAAAUAUCUGGAUGGCCUGAAUGCUGCGAAUGGAAUCACAGAUGGUAUUGUUCGGUUUUAUAAAGCGGCAAAAAAGGAAUCUGAGGAGAGACUGCAGGAUGGAGCUAAUCAGAAGCCUCAAUUCAGUCUGAGAUCUCUCUCUCGUGCGCUAGGUUACAUAAAAAGUGCCGAGAAAAGAUUUGGUUUCAGGAAAGCCCUUUAUGAUGGCUUCUGCAUGUUCUUUCUUACAAUGUUGGAUGCCCCUAGUGCAAAAAUCAUUAAGACCUUACUACUUUCACUAUUGUUAGAUGGGAAAAUGCCACCUAGCAUUUCUUUUGCCGACUACUUCAUUGAAAAGCCAGUGCAGAUAGAUAGUUGUGAAUCGGAGGAAUUUUUACGGAGCUAUGUUUUAACCAACAGUGUCACUGAGCACAUAGUCAACCUUGCCCGAGCUGUUUAUAUUAAAAGGUAUCCUGUUCUUCUACAAGGGCCAACAUCAAGUGGCAAAACUAGCCUUGUGAGGUAUCUUGCUGCAAAAACUGGCCAUGAAUUUGUCCGAAUCAACAACCAUGAGCAUACGGAUCUUCAAGAAUAUCUGGGUACUUAUGUCACUGACCGUCAAGGGAAGCUUCAGUUCCAAGAGGGUGCUUUGGUGAAGGCUGUGCGUGAGGGGCACUGGAUUGUGUUGGAUGAGCUAAAUCUUGCACCAUCUGAUGUCCUGGAAGCUUUAAAUCGGCUGUUAGAUGACAACAGGGAGCUCUUUGUGCCAGAGCUCCAAGAGACAAUACCUGCGCAUCCUAAUUUUAUGCUUUUUGCUACACAAAAUCCACCUAUGCUCUAUGGAGGGCGUAAAAUGCUGUCUCGUGCAUUCCGCAAUCGUUUCAUCGAAUUGCAUGUUGAUGAAAUACCAGAAGAUGAGCUAGUCACAAUCUUGGAGCAGCGGUGUAGAAUUGCUCCCAGUUACGCCAAAAAAAUGGUUGAAGUUAUGAAGGAUUUGCAAACACAUAGACAAAACAGUAGAGUGUUUGCUGGCAAACAUGGUUUCAUUACGCCUAGAGAUCUAUUUCGCUGGGCCAAUCGGUACAGAACAUUUGAAGGGAAGUCAUACGAAGAUCUUGCAAAAGAUGGUUAUUUACUUCUGGCAGAGAGGUUAAGGGAUGACAGUGAGAAAGCUGUUGUUCAAGAAGCUUUGGAGCGUCACCUACGUGUAAAACUCAACAUAGCUGAUCUAUAUAACUCGGAAGUCACCCGCGAAGAUAACUUAUCUCUUGAUGCUAUCAGACUGAGAGUACAAGAAUGCUUUGGAAAUAUCACUUGGACAAAAAGUAUGUGGAGGCUAUACUUCCUUAUUGAGCGUUGCUACAGAUCGCGUGAACCUGUCCUCCUUGUUGGUGAGACUGGUGGUGGGAAAACAACUGUUUGCCAGGUCCUAAGUGCAGUUCUUGGAUCGAGGUUACACAUAUUGAACUGCCAUCAGUAUACUGAAACAUCAGACUUCAUUGGGGGAUUUUGUCCUAUACGUGAUAGGUCAAGAAUAGCACUUGAGUUCAAAGAUCUUGUUGCAAAAAUCAAACAGAUGAAAAUAUUUGUUUAUGUUGCAGGGGAUAUGCCACUUGAAACUGACAUAUCUGGAGCUGAUAGUGUCAUGAGUCAUCUGAAUGAAAUACUUAACAGAUAUAGAAAGGAAAAAGAUCUGUUCCCUGAGGUGUCACCUCAAGAACUUGACACUAUGGAGCAAAUUAAGUUGGAUCUGAUGCAUCUUAGAAAGAGGUGGCAGGCAAUUUUUAUUUGGCAGGAUGGGCCUCUUGUUCAAGCAAUGAAGAAUGGUGAUCUUUUCCUUAUUGAUGAAAUUUCUUUAGCUGAUGACAGUGUGCUUGAACGCUUGAACAGUGUUCUAGAACCUGAAAGAAAAUUGUCACUAGCCGAAAAAGGUGGUUCAGAGCUAGAGAAGAUUUCAGCACAUCCAAACUUCUUCAUCCUUGCAACAAUGAACCCAGGUGGUGACUAUGGAAAGAAAGAGCUAUCUCCUGCUUUGAGAAAUCGAUUCACUGAGUUGUGGGUUCCUGCUGUUACUGAUCUUGAUGAACUUAAGAACAUUACUUUUGCGAAGUUCACCAAAGCCGAGCUAUUUUGCUUUGGAGAUUGCAUUGUUAACUUCUGGAAGUGGUUCAACCAAUUGGACAUCGGAAGAACACUCACUAUACGGGACCUGCUGUCCUGGAUUUCAUUUAUAAAUGUGACCGAGCAAAAUCUUGGGCCGCAACAAGCGUUGAUACAUGGCCUGUUUCUUAUUUUACUUGAUGGGCUUUCAUUAGGUGUGAAUGUUUCUAAAUCUGAGGCUACUGAUUUGAGAAGUACUUGCUUGUCUUUCCUCCUGGAAGAGCUACAGAAGAUUGAGGGGAAGGCUGUAGACUCGCACCUAAAUGAUCUAAACAAUUAUGGCUGGGGUGACAAUAUGAGAAAAGCAGAUACAGAUCAUGAUUAUUUGGAAGGUCAUUUCGGCAUUUCACCAUUUUAUAUUCCUAAAGGUCAGUUUGCUUGUAAGCAACAAGGCUUUGAAAUAAUGGCGCCCACCACCAGUAAGAAUGUUUUGCGAGUUUUACGUGGCAUGCAAUUACCUAAACCUCUUCUUCUGGAAGGUAGUCCUGGAGUUGGAAAGACAAGCUUAAUUGUUGCACUAGCUGGACUUUCAGGCCAUGAUGUUGUGCGGAUAAAUCUAUCUGAGCAAACAGACAUGAUGGAUCUUUUAGGUUCAGACCUGCCAGCUGAAGGGGGGAAUGGAAUGGAAUUUUCGUGGUCUGAUGGUAUUCUUCUUCAGGCUUUAAAGAAUGGAAGUUGGGUUCUGUUGGAUGAGCUCAAUCUCGCCCCGCAAUCCGUCCUAGAGGGUCUCAAUGCCAUUUUAGACCACCGUGCUGAGGUUUUUAUACCUGAGCUUGGUCGAACCUAUAAAUGCCCACCGUCCUUUCGUAUCUUUGCAUGCCAGAAUCCUUCAUCGCAAGGUGGUGGCAGGAAAGGUCUUCCCAAGUCCUUUCUCAACCGGUUUACCAAAGUUUAUGUUGAUGAGUUAUCGGAGGAAGAUUAUUUGUUCAUUUGUAAAUCACGAUACCAUCCAUUAAUAUCUGAAAGUUUCCUCCGAAAUCUUAUUCGCUUUAAUAACAGACUGCACAUGGAUACCAUGGUACAUAGGAAGUAUGGCCAACAAGGUUCUCCUUGGGAAUUUAAUCUUCGUGAUAUUAUCAGGUCAUGUGAGAUAGUAGCAGGUUGUCCAGAUACUUUGAAGGAUGACUGCUUUCUAAAUACUGUUUAUCUGCAACGAAUGCGAACAGUAGAUGAUCGCCACAAAGUUGUUGAGCUUUUUGAAGAGGUCUUUGAGAAAAAGCCAAGCAUUCACCAAUCAAAAAUGCUAUAUGUCAAUCCACAUUGCUUGACUGUUGGAAAUGCCUCAAUUAGAAGAAAUAACUUCCAAUCAUAUAAAAUGCAAAAUAAUCAACUUAACAUAUUUCCUGGUAUCCUUAAUAGCCUUGAAGCUGCAAUGCACUGCAUCCAUCAAGGCUGGUUGUGCAUUCUUAUUGGACAAAAUUCAUCUGGGAAAACAUCAUUAAUCCGCUUGCUGGCUCAGUUGUCUGGAAAUACGUUAAAUGAGUUGAAUCUGUCUUCUGCAACUGAUGUGUCAGAAUUGCUCGGAUGCUUUGAGCAGUAUAACUUCUUUAGGCACUACAAAGCAGUUGUAUCACAGGUUGAACAUUAUGUUGAUGUGUAUUUCAGCUUGAGUAUGGAUUUAAACUGGAAGAAUCUUGUUGUGGAAAGGAAGGAUUUGUUUGCAAAAUGGUUUGAAUUUGUGGCUGAAAAAAGGUACUCUUCAGUUCGUACAUCAGCAUUUAUUGAAAUGAAGGGGAACACAUCUUUACCAUCAUUAAGUUUGGUUGCUGAAAUUGUCGAGCAAAUAAAGAGUGAUCUGGAAAUGUUUGACUUGCCUAUAUCAUUGACUAAGGAUGAUCUGUGUAAAACACUGAAAUCCAUCGACAACUUGCAGCAGAAUGGAACUGCACACCAACCAGUUAAAUUUGAAUGGGUUGCCGGAGAUUUGAUUAGGGCCAUUGAAUCUGGUGAAUGGAUUGUUUUGGACAAUGCAAAUUUCUGUAAUCCUACUGUACUUGAUAGGAUAAACUCUUUGGUUGAACAAGAAAGGUCCAUUGUAGUUAAUGAAUGUGGUCUUGUUGAUGGUAAUCCUGUUGUUAUCAAGGCACACCCUAAGUUCCGAAUGUUUUUGACAGUCAAUGCAAACUAUGGUGAAGUUUCAAGAGCCAUGCGAAACAGAGGAGUUGAGAUCUUUCUGAUGGACCAAAGUUGGGAUUUGAAGGGAUGCAGCAGUGCGCCUGGGAAUAUCGAAAAGAAGGAUGUGAUAAGGUUUUUAAUUUCUUCUGGAAUACCAAGAAUGGAACUGAUAUCGUCAAUGAGUAAAGCACACAUGUAUGCAAAAGUUGAAGGUUUACGUGUUGGUAUAAAUAUUACCCUUCUUGAGAUCACACGAUGGGUACAAUUGUUUCAACAACUUAUCAUUAAAGGAAAUCAGUUCCUUUGGAGCCUGCAUUUGAGUUGGGAACACACAUAUCUGCCAUCUUUGGGUGAAGUUAAUGGAUCUAAAAUUGUUGAGGAGGGAAAACUUAUGUUUUUGACUGAAUUUGACGGAUCUGAAAUUGUGGAUGAGAGAAAAUUUAAGUUUUUGACAGAUUUUGAUGGUUAUUCUACUAGUUUGAAUUCUGGAUUUUCAUUGAUGUUGCCUGGUGGUUGGCCUAUUGAGCAAAAACUAAGGGACUUCAUCUGGUAUUCGAAAGAAACUUGUGUCAAGAGAAAUUGUAUGUAUUUACAGUCCUUGAGUGCUCACUAUGCUGCAUAUCAGAUUAGCCAUUUUAAAGAGAUCCCUGUUAGUAACAUGCACCCGUCCAUUAUUCCUACCACAAGCUUAUGGGAAUUGCAGUUCCCUACAGUUUCUGGUCAGAGCGUCAAAACUCAUAUAACUGGGGCAUUUGAUUCAGAUUUAGCUGAUCAAAUGCUUUUCUUUGCUGCAAACUGGGUAAUGGAGCAAUCAACUGAAAAUGAUCAUGAACUGUAUGCCAAAUGGUUUGAAUGGUAUCAUCGCCUGGUCCAGCCUUAUUGCAACUUCUUUGAGCACUAUGCCUACAUUCUCAAGCAAGAAAGUGAGCAUCCUAUUUGGCAUAGCAUCCUAGAAUGUUACAGGGUAAUAGUUGGCUAUCACAAGACUAAUAUUGUCACCCAGCCUAUUCCAUUGCUUUCGAAGAAGUUGCUAGAUAUGGCGGGUUGUGAAGCCCUUAAAGCUUACCAGGACCGGCUUUGCAAUUCUUUUAAUGGUUUGAGGUUGCUGCGACUUACGUUGCAGCAAUGGCAAUUUGAGACAAAAUUUCAUGAUCUUGCUGGGCUGAAAUCUACUUUUUUACCAGCAUUGGAGUCCCUCAGAUGCUUAGAGGGCGAGUUACUUAAGAUGAUUGUGAAAUCUCAGGAGGUGCUACACAUAUACUCUCGCAUUCUUGAUUAUCACAGGUCGAUAUGGAAGAUGAUGAUUUCAUCUCAGUUUGAGGGGCUACCAGUAGUUUGGAAUCUUUUAAGGAAAGAAAUAAUGAAGUUGCAACUAAAGUUCCCUGUAGAGGUCGGCGUCUUUUUGAUGGAAAGUAUGAAUCUAAACAAUCGCCAUGAUUUCAACUUUCAAUAUGGAAAACCAACUUUGUGGAUCAAUGGUGGCCAUCCUCUUGUGCCAUCAUCUAGCAUGGUAUUUGACAAAAUUCAAUCAAUUGUGGCCUUCUCCGCAGCUGUGUGGCCAAAGAAGAAUAUUUUGAAUAUACACCUCGAUGAUAAACAGCAGUUGACUGAUGCAAUGCUGUCAGCCAAUCAGGAUCUUAGAUGCCUUGCAAUGGAAGGUCUCUCUAUGGCUAUUGUUGCAACUAAAACUGAGGAAGAUGUGUCAGCUAUUGUUGAUCGAUUGGAUGACGUUCACCAGAGGCUUUGUAGGAAGGUUGAUUUUGAGAGGAGCAAGUUAUCGUCCAAAACUUCAGUCUCUGAAGUAAAAUCCUGUUGCUCUGUGUCCUCUGACAUUUUAUGUAAUAUUUAUGGUUUCACCGCCUGGUUAGAGAGUCUUCCUUUGCUCAACUUGAAGAGCAUAAACUUGGAUGCUCUAUUACUUAAACGGUUAUCCAAGUGUGCACAAAAAGAUCCUUCUGAAGCUCACAAGAUCAUUGUGAAUUCGGAGUACCUGCUGAAUUAUGCUAAGAAUUAUUCACUGGAGUCAUCUUCAAGAUCUCCGCUGGAGUAUACUCAACAUCAGAUGAUUUGGUGGAUUCGUGAUGCCUGGGCUACAGUUGAUAAUGUGCACAUAGAAAUUGCCAAUUCUAUUCUUGAAAUGUGGUACAACUAUCACUCGUCUUUGUGGACUUAUUGCUCAGGAAGCCCAAAGAUUCUCUCCAUCACACAAGAUGAAACCUGUGACCUGGCACACUUGACAAAAACAGAUGCCAUUGAUGCUAUUAUCCAAAAGGAUUUACGUGUGGUGGAUUACCAGAAGAAUUGUUUAAUGCUUAGAAUUUCAUCUGGAAACCUCUGGGAAGGUGUCUCGUGUGUGGGGACCUUCGUUGCUAGUCUCCACUCUGUUGCUGAUUCUCUCUUCAAGCAGAUUAUAUUUGCCCACAAGAAUCAUUUCAAGGAGGAGGAUUUCCACCGCUUACAGGCCAUCCUCUUUCAACAAACAAAAAAUUAUAUAGAGAAAGAAGAUCUUGGCACAAUUUGUGCUCUGUUAUCAUCUUCUAGUCAUGGAGUGUUGGCUUCACUUGCAGGAUCUGAUGAACUUGUAGAGUCAUUGCUUAUGGAUCUGUAUUCAUCAUACUCCCGUGGCUCUUUAUUGCAUACUGGGGCUGCCUGGAUGUGUAUUGGAAUGUUGCGCUUCCGGUUAUUGUUGAGUUCAUACAGUCCAGAUCCUGCAUUUGAAUCUUCAUACAUUCAUUCACAUAUCCUUGAAAAAAUUUCUCUUGUGAAGCUUGAGGGGAAGGUUCGUCAUGAUUGUGAGGAAUUGGCUGGCUCUAGCUGCCCUGAAGAUAAUCAUGAUUAUAAGUUAUUGCAAGAACUGGAAACUGAAGAGAAAGGCAUUCGAGCAAAGGUUGUAUUUCGACCACAACAAUCUAAGCACAAGAGUCUCGUUGCUGCAUGCGCUGAGUUUGAGAACCGGCUGUCCGAUUGCAAGGAUUUAUUAGCAAACUUAAACUGCAAUGGAGCCGGGCAACUAGAGGUUGACAGAGUUUGCAAUUGGCAGAUAACAUCCAUGAACUUUAUCAAGAGGUUGACAGAAGAGUAUGGGGACUAUACUGAUUUGAUUCAACCAAUUCAAGUUGCUGUGUAUGAAAUGAAGCUUGGCUUAGCAUUGGCUCUAUCUGCUUCUCUUCAGAGAGAGUUUUUGGAGAAGAUUAAAGAACAUGAUAUUGAAAGAGUUCUGGGCACAAUUUGUACUUUUAUGCAGUUUCCCUCAGGAAUAACUGAAAGGGUCGUAACUGACAUGACAGAUCUUACGGAUUAUGCAGUUGGUGUUAAACUGAGAACCCAAAUCAGUUCUGGCGAUGUUGAUGUAUUGAAAAAGCUUGCUGCUGUGUCAAGUCAGUUGAAUGUUGGUAAAGUGGGAGACAAAGUGAAGUCCCACUUUGAGAUGCUAGUUUCAAUACAUCAUAUAUUUCUAGUAAGAACAGCAUAUCGUGUCAGUUGUUCCCUUAUCAUGGAUACAUCAUCUUUUCUGUCUUUGAAGGACACCUUUGAUCAUUUUACAAGCACGUGGAUCGACAUGAAAUCGCAUUUGAAGGCUAAAGAAAAUAAUGAUUCUCAGUAUUAUAAGUUCAAAUCACGGCCGAUCAAUAUAGAAGACAUUUUUAAAGAAGAUGUGCCAUUACUUUCAGAUAUGGAUAGUGAAGACAAUAUUGUACAGGACAAUGAAGAAAAAAUAGAGGAGUUUUUUAAAAUCACGGAGAGAAUCAACGGGGAUAAUGGUGUCGUUGAAGACAGUUGGGAUGCCAUACCAGAGUCUGUUCUGAAAUGUAUUGUAAUGACACAUAACCAAUUGUUUGGUUCUCUGGAUCUUUUUGAGAAGCCUAGCAAAUGCCCAAUUAGUGAUGCUCAGAAAAUUCAAUCUUUUAUAGAAUCAUAUGAGCUGGGAACUAGAAUUCUGAAAGACCUGCCGGAAUUAACAUGUUCUGUGUUUGAUGAGAAACUCAUGCCUGAGCAUCUAUUUCGUGUUUGUCUGGAAUAUCGACGAACUUCUGCAACAUCUCUUGCCUGCAGUAGUUAUAACGCCUACAAGGACCCAAAUCCUUCUGUGAUGUUUAAAAUGGUUGAGCCUUUAACUACACUUCAAGACAAAGUUAGAAAAUAUUUGGAGGAAUGGCCUGAUCAUCCAGGUCUUAUGAAAAUACUGGACACAAUUGCAUCCCUUUUAGCGAUGCCCCUGAGCACUCCGAUUUCGAAGGCCUUGCUUGGAUUGCAACUGCUGGCUGGGAAAGCUCAAACAUUGCAGGAAAAUGACACCAAGUUCUUUCUAAAAGACCAUCUUCCACCUAUAUUUUUGCUUGUGUAUUCAUGGCAAAGGCUUGAAUUAGAUUCGUGGCCUUUGCUGCUUGAGGAGGUCCAGGAAAAGUAUGAUAUGGAUGCUGUAAAAUUAUGGUUUCCAUUGCGAGCAUUACUUACUCAGACUAGUGGUAUGUCAAGUGAUGAGGACCUAUCUAUCAUCAGAAGUGUUGAAGAAUUUGUUCAAACAUCAAAUCUUGGAGAAUUCAAGAGACGCUUACAUCUUCUUCUUGCUUUCCAUGGUGAGAUUUCUGAUGGUGCUAGCGUGGGAGCUUAUUCAAGUACUACAAUGAAGAAAAUCCGGAACAUUCUGUACAAUGUGUUUGGCUACUACAUGCAGUUCUUGUCCCUUGUUCAUGAGAAAAUUGAAGCUGGUAAACGGACUAUCGAGGACGAUUUGAAAGAUCUGGUCAAGCUUUACAGCUGGGAGCAAGAAACAUAUAGGGCAGCUUCGAUUGACAAAUUUAAGAAGGCUAGGCAAAAGAUUUUUAGGCUUCUGCAGAAGUUCAAUAAUGAUACUUUGAGGAAGCCUGUCAUCGAUCUACUGAAUGAACAAGUCACAGCAAGGAAAGUUCCAUGUUGGCUUGAUCCUCAGAGGCCUGAAUCACAGUUUCCUGUUGACACAGAAAAAUUUAACAAAAGAUAUUCAUGGUACGACAAGUGGGCAAGUGAGACUUCCUUAUCGCUGCAAACUCUGCAGCAUACAAAUGUUGCUGGAGUUCCUACGGCCAAAGAAUACGCAGAUGUUGUACAGAGUGUGAACCACCGACGAGAUGAAAUUCAGCUCAAUGACAGAUUGAAAUUCUUUUGGGCCGCACUUGAGAGAAUAUGUGGGGCUGCUAGUUUUGCUAAUACACUGAAGCAUGGGAAAAAGAACCAGAAGAAAGCAGCUCUAUCCAAUCUGUUCAAAACUCUUGAGGAAUGCGGACUAACAAAGCACAGACCAAUGGGUCAUGAGUGGAGAGAUGAGCUUUCUGCACCAAAUUCAUUGUUUUUGGAGCAGUCGUAUGAUGCAACACAUUUACUCCAGCAAGUGAGCUUGCAGAAAGAGCUGGAAGAUGUUAGCGUUGUUCAUUGCACACUAUUGACCACAGAUAACUGGAAGCACACAAACCGUAAAUACUUUAACUGUUUGGCAAUGAUGCAACAACUUCGACAAGUUUCCUUGAAGUUCAACAAGGAUCUAGGUCUAGAGGAGGUUAACAGGGCCACAUCCUUUAUGAAUCAUCUGUUGACUAUCUUGUCUGAACAAAGGCAUUUUGCUUAUAAACUAUUUGAUCAGCUGAUCCAGCUUCAAAAUGCUAUUUUCUUAUUAGGUUCUGGAGGAGAGGGAUCUCUAUCAUCAUGCCAAAAUGUGCUGUUGAGUUCCAUAUGUCAGCAAAAGAAAUUGUUUGACAGCAUACUGACCGUGACCACGGACACCAACCUGUUGCUUAGAAGCUUUAAGGAUUGCCAUCAUACCUCUUGUAACAACUUUGAAGAAGUUGCUGUUUUGUCAACUCUUCUUGAAAAAUUUGUCUCGAGGUUUUCUGAGUCUAAGGAUUUAUUAGAUAAAUACUUGCUUGGAUCUAAUAAUAUGUUUGCUGGUGCACAUAAAAAUAUGCCUCUUGCUACAAGAGAGAUGGAGGAACUUUUUUCUCAGAAUUGCCAGCUUGUAGAUUUGUUAAGAGAAGAUAUGCAGGUUAUGCGCCAGCAGGAAAUUUCAAUGAGAUCCGUUAAGGAAGUUCUUAUCUCUCGUCUGGAAGAAUUGCUGGAUAAGGGCAAGAUGGCAAUGGAGAACCCCAGAGAAGUUGAUGACAAUCAUGGAAUAUGCUCUGAUGUCCUACCAGGGCUUGAAGCUUCAUAUGAAGGAAUUUUAGAGGAAACAAUCAUGCUAGCUGUUAGUGUUUUAGGAAAGUUAACUGAUCUUGAAAUAUGCAAUAAUGGAGCUGAAGAUUCACCAGGGGAGACUAUCACAUCAUGGAAAGAUGUUUUUCAGUCUUAUACCAUGAAUCUUAAAUUAAACCAUAUAUGUGAUGCCAGUGAAAAGCUUUGUAUUAGAGUGAAGAGACUGGUUGACCAUAAACCUGAGGUACGUUCCAGUAUAGAGGCCCACCUAAUGCAUCUUCAUGCUUGGCUGGGUGUAAUACUGUCAUCAGCAGAAGGGAUACUUUCUGAACUUUUAGAAGCACACAGAACAACUGCUGAAAUUACUGAUGCACUUGGGGACCUUUUCAUUUAUCUAUUUGGGGAGGGAUUUGGUUCCACAGAAGAUACAUCAGAAGAUGCUGAUGAUGAACAACAAGGUGCAAUAGAAACUGGAACUGGCUUGGGUGAUGGGGAUGGUGGAAAGAGUGUAAGCUCUAAAAUAGAUGAUCCAUCGCAAAUUGAGGACAUGGCGACGGAUGUUGCGCAAAAGCCAGAUCAAACUCCUAAAAAUGAUGAUGAAGCAGUUGAAAUGAAAGAGGACUUUCAUGCAGAAUUAUCUGAUGUUUCUGAGGAUCCUGAGGGCAAGGACUCAGGUAGUGAAGAUGAUGAGGAAGACAUGAACUUGGAUAGUCAGAUGGGUGAUACUGGUGAUUCAAGUGAAGUGGUUGGCAAGAAAUCCUGGGACAAGGAUGAAGAUGAUGAUCCCAAGACAUCAACCGAGAAAUAUGAUUCUGGUUCAUCAGUCAAAGGGACAGAGAAGAAUGAUAGGGAAUUGAGAGCUAAGGACGAUGGUUCUGUUGAAGAGGAAGAUCAUAUGGAAAUGGAUAACGAUGAGCAAGGCAAGAGUAAUGAUUUCGAAGAUGAACCCAUUACCAAUGAGGAAACUGAUCUGAAUACUGAGGAAGUCAUGGACAAAGCAGAUGCAUAUGAUGACCGUACAGGACCCGAAAUCCCUGAACCAGACAAUGAUUCCAAGGAUAUUGACAUGGAGAGACAAGAACCUGAUGAGGAAGAUGCUGACCAUGAAGACAUUGGUUCAGAAGAGGUGGAGCAAGGAGACCAGAGGUCAGAUGAUUCAGAUGAUAUGGAGUUGGGGGAUAUGGCACAGCAUGGUGAUAGGGGAGUAGACAAUGAAGGGGACCAUGUUGAAGAUGCAAACACAGAACCAAGUAACAUAGAUAAACAACAGUUGGAUAAUAUUGACUCACUUAAGCAUCCUUCACAAGGUCAGCCUGAGAAUAUGCAAGUAGAUAACAACAGAGAAUCUGAAGCAAAUUUGGCCAACAGCAGCGAUAUGAAUGGUGCAGUUGCUCCUUCAGUUAAUUUUUCAGGAAAUGAAGUGCCCAAUAUGGAAAUAUCUCUGCCAAAUUCUGGUGAUGAUUCAAGAUUAUCCAACUCCAAGCCUGAUGUGCAAAAUGAUGCUCCACAAUCGCACAUCAAGCAGGCAAAUCCUUUCAGGAGUAUUGGAGAUGCAAUGGAAGACUGGAAAGAACGAGCUAGAGUCUCGGCUGAUACCCAGGAUCAUCCACCAGACUCUGGUCAUCAUAGUGAUGAUGAGAACGCCACUCAGUUUCGUUAUGUCCCUGAGGGUGAGCAGAGCACCUCUCAGGCAUUGGGUGCUGCAACAGCUGAUCAGAUCAGUGAUGAUACUCAAAUUAAACAAUCUUUCAUGGACGAUGAAAGCCGUGUCAAGAAAUUAGAACAAAGUCAGGAGAGCACACCCGAUAACCCUGAGGUGCCUCAUAUUCAAGGUUCACAGGCACUUACCAGCAAGUCUGAAAAUGUAAACAAAUUAGAGGACCCAGAGAUUCAAACUGACACACCUGUUCAAGAUUUAGUUGAAGUCGGAAAAUAUAGCUCUUUCCAAAAUCUUGUUUCCUUCAAACGAUCCCUGGCAGAUGACAAAAUUGCUUCUGAUGACCUAACUGUUGACAUGGAAUUGUCUACUCAGAUGGAUAUGGACAUACCUGAUGCAGAGACGGAAAGGGCUAUUGUAGACUGGAAAAAUCUCGAACUGGCAACUAUGAAAUUGUCCCAGGAACUAGCUGAGCAAUUGCGACUGGUAAUGGAACCAACUCUUGCAAGUAAACUUCAAGGGGAUUAUAGAACUGGAAAGAGAAUAAACAUGAAGAAGGUUAUUCCAUAUAUUGCAAGUCAUUUCCGAAGGGACAAGAUAUGGUUGCGGCGAACUAAACCGAAUAAAAGGAAUUACCAAGUGGUUAUUGCCGUUGAUGAUUCACGAAGUAUGUCUGAGGGCAAAUGUGGAAAAGUUGCUAUUGAGGCAUUGGUCACAGUGUGCCGUGCUAUGUCCCAGCUUGAGGUUGGACAGUUUGCAGUUGCAAGUUUUGGAAAGAAGGGGAAUGUUAGAGUUUUACAUGAUUUUGAUCAUAUAUUCAAUAGUGAAGCUGGAGUCAACAUGAUCUCCAGUUUGUCCUUUGAGCAAGAUAACAAAAUUGAGGACCAACCAGUUUCUGAUCUCUUGACGCAUCUGAACACAAUGCUCGAUACCGCCGUGGCAAGGGCACGGACACCGUCAGGGCAAAAUCCACUGCAGCAACUGAUACUAAUCAUAUCUGAUGGCAAGUUCCAUGAAAAGCAGGAAAACUUGAGGCGCCAUGUCAGAGACGUGCUAAACCGAAAGAGGAUGGUCGCGUAUGUGCUCCUGGAUAGCCCUGAGGAUUCUAUUAUGAAUCUCCAGGAAGCAUGGUUUAAAGCAGGGGAGGAACUAAAACUAAAAAAAUACAUGGAUUCCUUUCCGUUCCCUUACUAUGUUAUGCUACAGAACAUUGAAGCGCUUCCUCGCACAUUGGCUGACUUGCUUAGACAGUGGUUUGAGCUUAUGCAGAGUGCUAACGAGUGAUCCUUUUGGGACGUCAACUAACAAAAUUUUGUAUCUGGGUGCCCUCCUCUGCCUGUCUGUAUGCGAAUUGAAGGUGUUGGGAUUCGCAAGCGUGAAACCCCUCCCCCCUUUUUUUUUUGCUUCGCCUCGGUAAUUCUUUUGAUUUUAGGCUGGAUUGUGUAAAAAGUAUACCACAGUUCCUUGUAAAUCGUUUGAUAAAUGUCAAAUAGAAUUACCACAGUUUUUUGUAAUUCGUUUGAUAAAUGUCAUAUAAUAUUAUUUUUAUCAAAAAAUAUAAUAUUCUUGCGCACGUGCUGUAUGCAUGUGCAAGUUGCAACCUA
Messenger RNA from Panicum virgatum (switchgrass), 16460 nucleotides. RefSeq names its product midasin-like. NCBI's taxonomy places the organism in Eukaryota, Viridiplantae, Streptophyta, Magnoliopsida, Poales, Poaceae. The record is from RefSeq and is a predicted model, not a curated record. The coding region runs from base 1 to 16140 and encodes 5379 amino acids. Gene Ontology annotation, molecular function: ATP binding; ATP hydrolysis activity. Gene Ontology annotation, cellular component: nucleus; preribosome, large subunit precursor. The transcript is spliced from 65 exons. Gene Ontology annotation, biological process: rRNA processing; ribosomal large subunit assembly.